ACUCCCCCAUGAAAUGCAGAGGAAAAUCAUGGCGGCGGCGGAAGGACACAGAGACCGACUUAGCAGUUUGCCUGACUCGGUUCUAAUCCGCAUCGUCUCUCUGUUGCCAAACGGAAAACAAGUUGUGCGAACCAGUCUCCUCUCUAGCUGUGGCGGUCUCUUUGGAUGUCGUGGCAACAACGAAAAGGAUACACUUGAUUACCUUGCUUCUAUCCGCAGAGAACUUUAUUAUUGGAGGUCUUGCCAUAAAAUCAAGUUGUUCAGAGUGCGGGGCCUUACUUACCAGGAUCGUUAUGCUAAAGAUAUCGAUUUAUGGAUACAUUUCGCUACUAAAGUCGCUAAUGUUGAAUGUUUUCAACUUGGAAUUUAUGUAGAUAACUAUGAAAGAUAUGAGAUUCCUCACUUUGCUUAUAAAAAUUCCUUGAGGGAUUUGGCAUUGUCACAUUGUCAAUUAAACCCUAUUGGGAGUGUUAACUGGAGUAGCCUCGUUUCUCUUUCAAUUGGGGAUUUGGAACACACUAAUGGUCAAAUGGAGCAGGUGUUAUCUGGUUGCCCUAAUUUGGAGUGCUUGAAAUUGGAGUGUGUUUUGGGCAUACAUCGUUUGGAAAUCAGCACUGUGAAGCUCAGAGAAUUGUCGGUAGUAAACUAUGAUGAUGACAAUGAUCUUUGGCUCGAAAUAAUAGCCCCACGUAUUGAAACUUUGCACCUUUUUGGACCGUUCACUGAGAUACGCAUCGACCAGAGAAAUGUGGCAUCACUUGUUAAUGCAAGGCUUCAAGGAUUUGAAAGUCAGAAGUCACCUAGCUAUUUGAAGGAACUUCUUCACAGUGUUGCCCAUGUCAAGAAUCUUGAAUUGGGGAGCGGUUGCAUCGAGUGCCUGUCCAUCUUGGAGUUGAGCGGUUGGCGGUUUCCACCAUCAAGCCGGGAAGUCUUAGAACUUAGCGUAGCCUUUGAACAAUUGAACUUCUCUGGAAUUUGCAGCUUUCUUGAGAGCUCAUUGGAUCUUGAGACAUUGGUCAUUAAGUGGGACCACGAAAGUGAAACCGAACUGCUCUCAAAUUUCACAAAUGAGGAUGAACAGACCAGGAGGUUUGAGACACAUCAUUUUAACGGCUCAUUUCCACAUCUGAAGACCAUCAAGUUCCUUAACUUUUAUGGAUCUGUGCUGCCAUUGGUAAAAUAUUUGCUCAAGCAUGCAAUUGUGCUAGAAGAGUUUGUCAUUACUGCUGCAUUCCUAGAGAGUGAUGUGUCUCCGGAUUAUGAUAUAAUGGCACUGGAGUUCCUAAGCUUAACAAGAUCGAUCCUCUCCGCAUGCUAAAGUUAUUUUUUCUUAUUGAUAACCUUGAGCCUCUAUGGUUUGUAUUAAUUGCAACAUACUUAACAUCUGUUGAAACUGCUUUGAGCUGCUAGACAAGGCUUGAAUUGCGCUCGUCAGUAUCCAAGGAGUUAUUAGUAAGUCUUCAUGUCUAAGUGACAGAGUGUUCAUUCUCUAAUUUUCAUGUAAGAAGCAACGGUGUGUUCAUUCUCUAAUUAUCAUUUAAGAAAGCUUUCACUAAUGUUUUAUA
This is a messenger RNA of Capsicum annuum, 1565 nucleotides long. Its product is annotated as F-box/LRR-repeat protein At3g03360. Lineage: Eukaryota; Viridiplantae; Streptophyta; Magnoliopsida; Solanales; Solanaceae. The record is from RefSeq and is a predicted model, not a curated record.